Messenger RNA from Colletotrichum navitas, 624 nucleotides. RefSeq lists its product as uncharacterized. The record is from RefSeq and is a predicted model, not a curated record. Lineage: Eukaryota; Fungi; Ascomycota; Sordariomycetes; Glomerellales; Glomerellaceae. The transcript has 3 exons. The coding region runs from base 1 to 624 and encodes 207 amino acids.
AUGUCGAUGCACGGUACAUGGGCCGUCGAGGGUGCUGGAGACGUCAGUGAGAUUGCGGAUUUGAUGGCUGCUUGUAUUGGCUUCCGGCAAGAGUAUCCUGGAGAGAUGAGAAGCACAAGCAAGCUGAUCUCAGUCGUUAGACGCGUGUCUUUGGUCCACCAUGUUAUUACAUCCGAAGUGCCAGCAUCCAUCCAGUUUUGCUUUGGGCAACAGUCGCUGCCUGGCGGCUACGCAACACGUACUACGGCAACCCAACGUAUCCUCUCCCGGUCCGCGUUAUGCGCCAACGUCAACACCACCGACAAACACCAAUUGGACGACGACGGCGACGACGACGAAGACGAAGGACAGCGCUCAGCCUCCUCUCGUCCCCAAUCUCCGAGCCCCGUUUGGUGUUUCCAUCUCUGGGGCGCUUCGUCCUCCCAGCAUAUAUCCACUGCCCGCCACCACCAGAGGCACGACUCUGGAAGCUUGACAGAGAAGAAAGUCAAGACGCUUGACGACGCCGAGCCAUCACGGACGGAUAGCUGCCCCGCCCUCAAGCUCUCCACCCCCUUCGAGCCUGUUUCGCAAAUUGCCGUCUCUCAUCUUGCCGGGUUCCCCCAGCAGUAUGACCUCACAUAA